Molecule: messenger RNA, 690 nt
Organism: Acanthosepion pharaonis
Lineage: Eukaryota; Metazoa; Mollusca; Cephalopoda; Sepiida; Sepiidae
Source: the annotation of a GenBank genome assembly
AUGAAUUCAUUAAACCAACAAAGUUUCAACGAUUCAAACGUUGAUUAUGAUGAAGACAGCGAGGAGGAAGCAGAAGCUCUAACAGCUGCUGAAGUUUUUGCUAAACUUGAAGAGGCAUGGUUAAAUGAAAAAUUUUCUCCAGAACUUUUGGAAGCUAAAACAGAAAUUGUUGAAUGUAUAAUGGAUCAAAUAAAAGUGAUGGAAGAAAACUUAUUAAAAUGCAAAAAAGAUGAUAUGAAAAUUUGUAUUCACAAGAUGGAGCUUGAUCGAAUCCGGUUUGUCCUUAGCAGCUACCUGAGGAUCCGUUUACAGAAGAUCCAGAAUUACACAGCUUAUUAUCUUAACAUUGAAAACCAAAGAACAGAUAAACAAGCAUCGCUUUUUUCACCUGAAGAACUCAAAUUUGCUAAAGAAUUUCAUUCAAGUAUUGAUAAACACUUGACAGAAUUGGCUAUGCAGCACAUGCCAUCCAUAUUGCAAAAUUUAAAUGAUAAUCUUUCUGGAAACAAACCAGACUUGGACUGUUAUGUUUUCCUCAGAGUUAAUGAAGAUACUGAUAGUGUUGUGAUUGAUGAAGAGACAACAGAAACAGGGGAAGAGACUGUUGACUUUCAAAAAGAUGAACAACAUAUAAUUCGAUAUCAGCCAAUAAGACAUUUAGUUUCUUCCUCUCAAUUAACUCUGAUCUGA